AUUUGGGCCAUCGCUGCGUCGUCAUGGCCGUCCCUUCAUCUUUGCGACUUCUGGGCCGCCCCUCCACGCUGGAGAACUCCGACAUUUGCGGAUUGUAUGUGCACAGUGGAUGGAACGAGGGUCGCGCCACGUAUCUCCAAGUGGGCACCAACACUGCCCUCUACUUCCGCAACGGCACUUGGGUGGUGGAUCGCUAUGGGGUCCGUGACAGCGACCUGGCUGCGGCCUGGGCCAAGGACCACCGGCAGCCGACGCCGCUGGGCCUGGCCUGGUCCGUGUGGAAGUCCGGCGCCAAGGACUUCGUGGCGGAUCAAAAUCUCCAGGCCUUGGACGCGCCUGAUGUGACCUUUAUCAGCCGACGAGCCGACAUCAGCGGGGAGUACACCUUUGCAGGUGUCAGUGAAGGCUAUCCCUACUACUCCAACGGUGACAUGUUGAUCCGCUACCACCACGAGGGGCGCAAGUGGCUGGUGGCCGGGACGGAGCACAAGGGGAACAACUGCAUCGCCUAUGCGGAAGCCCAAGAGACGAUGCAUCCGGGCUAUGGAUUCCUGAAGUGGCAUGUGUGGAAUGCCUCCACGGGGCAAUGGAAUGCGGAUGCCAAUUGUCACUGCCUUGCUGCGCCCAGCGUCAUUCAUGUGCUUGGUCGACAUCCUCAGGCCUGCAACGCCCGGAUCUGCGGUGCCUACCACCUGGUGGGCGUCCGAGAGGGUCGUCCCCUGUAUCUGCUGCCGGGGAAGAAGGCCGUGAUUCGCUACGCGCCCGAGUCCGACAGGUGGCUGAUCGACUUCGACGCCCUGGCGGAGCCGGGGAUCUUGGGUCGCAUUUUGCAAUGGGCCUUCAACGGCUCGGAGGCCUCCGAUGCGUGUUCCGCCUACGCGGAUGCCCGGGGCUCAUCGCAUCCGGGGCACGUGGAUUUGGAGUGGCACAUCUGGGAGAAUUCUCAGAAUCGAGCUGUGUUAGAUCCAUGUGUUCGUGCCACUUCGGCACCUUGGAAACUACAUGUGAGUGGUCGUGGACAAACACAUGAGAAUGGUGAUAUCUGUGGAGAAUAUUUGUUGGUUGGGUUACACAAAGGUUGGCCAGCCUAUCAAAAACCUGGAGUCAGCAUGGCCAUUCGCCGCGAAAAGAGUCGUUGGGUCAUUGACCGUGAAGGCUUGAGAGAUUCCUUGACCUGUGUGGCCUAUGCCAGCGCCACUCCCGGCUUCGAACAUCCCGGUGAUGGUGGCAGUCGACGAUGGCAUGUCUACGAGAGCUGCUCAGGAUGCCAUGCCUUGGACCUGGCGAUCCAAAUCCGAGUGGAUGACCCAGGAGAGACAUCGGGAGGAGAACCGAAUGCCAAGAGGCAAAGGAUGGAGUGUCCCGUGACCACUAGCCACGCUCAUUUUGGAGCUUGAGUUGAUGUGAAAAUAGGCAUUCAGAUGAGCGGUUUGAUGUAUGGUAAUUCAGAGAUUUGCAAUGGCCGUGUUGAAGACAUCAUGGCAAUUGGACCAAAUGGAAAUGCAAUGUACAGCCAAAUGUGGACUUUGCCGCUCAAUGCACACAAUUAAGGUGUUUGCAGGGAGAGAUGCAAUUGGGAGACAAAAAGAGUCU
Cladocopium goreaui is the source of this 1593-nucleotide messenger RNA. The record is from the annotation of a GenBank genome assembly. Lineage: Eukaryota; Dinophyceae; Suessiales; Symbiodiniaceae.